GGCGCUGCUCCUCUGGAGGCGGCGGCAGCGGCGGCGGCGGCAGCGGCGGCGGCGGCGGGGCGCGGGCCGUACCGCUCAGGUGUCUGCUCCGCCUUCUGGUCUGGAUUUGGUGUUGCUUGGAGCCCGAACGGGACUGCCUGCGCGUCGCUGGAUUGCCGGCUGGAGUGUGGCUCGGACUUUUUAACCGGAGGCGGGGUCCGUCGGUCCCCGCCGGCGGACAGACGGACCGAAGCGGGGGGUGGGAAAGAGGGCGGCGGCCUCGGCGGAGGCGGGUCUCGAACUUGGGCGGCUGGCAGCGCGGCUUCGGGGGCGGGCAUGAGCCCGCGGGGGCCGAAAGGGGGCCGUGAGGGCUGACCCGGCGCGGGGAGCGGCCUGGCCCAGCCAUCUUGACUGCGCACGGCGGCCCGAAAGGAAACUUGCCGCGCCGCCAGCCCCUCUGCGUGCCGGGCAAAGUCACCGUCCCCGGCGCCGCGCGGGGUAGUGGCCGCGCGCGCGCGCGCGCGCGGAAGAGAGAGCCAGCGAGCGGGGGACGAUGCGCCCGGGCCAGCCACUUGGCUCCGCCAGGGCUGAGCUCGACCGGGAGUGAGCCGGGCGGACACCCGGAGACUCGGGUGCACGCCUGCAGCCACCCUUGGCUCCCCGGAGCCGCGGAAGGGAGGUACGGACUGCCCCUGCCCGGACUUCGGACUGCGCCGAGUGGACGCGUCCCGGGAAGGGACUAGAGUCGCCCCUCCCCCGGCUCCACGGACCCUCCUCCCCGGAGAGGCAGCAGAGAAACUCGCGGGGCACCCGCCCUCCCCCUCCUGCAGUUGACUCCGGGGUCCCCCGGCGCUCCUCCGCGCCCCUCCUGGAGGGCCAGGACCGAGGCGCGCAGCAUGGAGUGGGGUUACCUGUUGGAAGUGACCUCGCUGCUGGCCGCCUUGGCGCUGCUGCAGCGCUCGAGCGGCGCGGCGGCCGCCUCGGCCAAGGAGCUGGCGUGCCAGGAGAUCACCGUGCCGCUGUGCAAGGGCAUCGGCUACAACUACACCUACAUGCCCAACCAGUUCAACCACGACACGCAGGACGAGGCGGGCCUGGAGGUGCACCAGUUCUGGCCGCUGGUGGAGAUUCAGUGCUCGCCCGACCUCAAGUUCUUCCUGUGUAGCAUGUACACGCCCAUCUGCCUGGAGGACUACAAGAAGCCCCUGCCGCCGUGCCGCUCGGUGUGCGAGCGUGCCAAGGCCGGCUGCGCGCCCCUCAUGCGCCAGUACGGUUUCGCCUGGCCCGACCGCAUGCGCUGCGACCGGCUGCCCGAGCAGGGCAACCCCGACACGCUGUGCAUGGACUACAACCGCACCGACCUCACCACGGCCGCGCCCAGCCCGCCGCGCCGCCUGCCCCCGCCGCCUCCCGGCGAGCAACCGCCCUCGGGCAGCGGCCACGGUCGCCCGCCCGGGGCCCGGCCCCCGUCCCGCGGCAGGGGCGGUGGCGGCGGGGACGCGGCGGCGCCCCCCGCGCGCGGUGGCGGCGGCGGCGGCGGCGGCGGGAAGGCGCGGCCCCCUGGCGGCGGCGCGGCGCCCUGCGAGCCGGGCUGCCAGUGCCGCGCGCCCAUGGUGAGCGUGUCCAGCGAGCGGCACCCGCUCUACAACCGCGUCAAGACGGGCCAGAUCGCCAACUGCGCGCUGCCCUGCCACAACCCGUUCUUCAGCCAGGACGAGCGCGCCUUCACCGUCUUCUGGAUCGGCCUGUGGUCCGUGCUCUGCUUCGUGUCCACCUUCGCCACGGUGUCCACCUUCCUCAUCGACAUGGAGCGCUUCAAGUACCCCGAGCGGCCCAUCAUCUUCCUGUCCGCCUGCUACCUCUUCGUGUCCGUGGGCUACCUGGUCCGCCUGGUGGCGGGACACGAGAAGGUGGCGUGCAGCGGCGGCGCGCCGGGCGCGGGCGGCGCGGGGGGCGCGGGGGGCGCGGCGGCUGCCGCCGCAGCGGGCGCGGGCGCGGCGGGCGCGGGCGCGGGCGGCCCGGGGGCCCGCGGCGAGUACGAGGAGCUGGGCGCCGUGGAGCAGCACGUGCGCUACGAGACCACCGGCCCGGCGCUGUGCACCGUGGUCUUCCUGCUCGUCUACUUCUUCGGCAUGGCCAGCUCCAUCUGGUGGGUGAUCCUGUCGCUCACGUGGUUCCUGGCGGCUGGCAUGAAGUGGGGCAACGAGGCCAUCGCCGGCUACUCGCAGUACUUCCACCUGGCCGCGUGGCUGGUGCCCAGCGUCAAGUCGAUCGCGGUGCUGGCGCUCAGCUCGGUGGACGGCGACCCGGUGGCGGGCAUCUGCUACGUGGGCAACCAGAGCCUCGACAACCUGCGCGGCUUCGUGCUGGCGCCGCUGGUCAUCUACCUCUUCAUCGGCACCAUGUUCCUGCUGGCCGGCUUCGUGUCCCUCUUCCGCAUCCGCUCGGUCAUCAAGCAGCAGGGCGGCCCCACCAAGACGCACAAGCUGGAGAAACUCAUGAUCCGCCUCGGGCUCUUCACCGUGCUCUACACCGUGCCCGCCGCCGUGGUGGUCGCCUGCCUCUUCUACGAGCAGCACAACCGCCCGCGCUGGGAGGCCACGCACAACUGCCCGUGCCUGCGGGACCUGCAGCCGGACCAGGCGCGCCGGCCCGACUACGCCGUCUUCAUGCUCAAGUACUUCAUGUGCUUGGUGGUGGGCAUCACGUCGGGCGUGUGGGUCUGGUCGGGCAAGACGCUCGAGUCGUGGCGGGCCCUGUGCACCCGCUGCUGCUGGGCCAGCAAGGGCGCGGCGGUGGCGGGGGGCGCGGGCGCGGUGGCGGCAGGGGGCGCCGUCGGGCCGGGGGGCGGGGGCGGCCUGGGCGCCGGCGGGGGCGGGGGACCGGGCGGCGGGGCGGGCUCCCUCUACAGCGACGUCAGCACCGGCCUGACGUGGCGAUCUGGCACGGCCAGCUCCGUGUCUUAUCCAAAGCAGAUGCCAUUGUCCCAGGUCUGAGGGAAGGGAGGGGGCACCCGGAAGGAAGGGGGCGGGGUUGGGGGGGUCCUGGAGACCCAGUGCUGCGGAGGGACCCCCGAGGGGUCCCAGGUUCCCACCCCUUCACCGUGUUGAUUGCUAUUAGCAUGAUAAUGAACUCUUAAUGGUAUCCAUUAGCUGGGACUUAAAAGGACUCACUUAGAACAAAGUACCUGGCAUUGAAGGCUCCAGCCCCAGCCCCCCUGGCCUCCACCGACGUGCGCGGAGCUCUUCCCGCCAGGCGUUACCUUCUGUGUCCGGAGGAGGGUGGACUCUGCCGCGCCGUGCCAGCCCAGGUCUGGAGCCCUCUCUGGUUGCCUUGUGCGGAGCUUGAAGUCCCAUCUACAGAAUGCCCGGGAGAGGAACCUGCUUCUCGCAUUUCUGCGUCAACGCGUUCUCUUCUAGCAGAGAGGGGUUGCACGAUCUGACGGGCUUGCACGGUUUGGGUCUUCUUAAUGACCAGGCAGAUGCCUUAAACAAACAAACAAAAAUGUCUUAAUUGUACACCCCAAGUAAAUACGGGUUUCUUACAUUAGAGGAUGUAUUUAUAUAAUUAUUUGUUAAAUUGUGUAAAAAAAAAGACAAACAAACGUGUAAAAUAUGUACAUAUCCAAAGAUAUACAUACAGCCUGUACAUUUUUUUUGUAAAAAGUUUAGAGGCCACCCCUGUAAGAACAAAUUAUAAGUAUUCUAUUUUGUCAAUAAAAUGACUUUUGAUAAAUGAUUUAAGCAUUAUCCCCUCCCCCUGCCUCUUCAAAGCUGUUACCCUGUAAGUGUUGGCUAAGGACAUGUGUCGGGCUGAGGGUGGGGCCUGUUGGGGAGAUGGACAUUUAUCUUCUGGCAUCUCCUUCUGUACACUGACUUAGGUGUGGAGACCAUCACCUGUUAAAUUCUAGUUCUUAAGUUGUUAGCAAAGUAAAUAUUAUGGAACUGAAGUCAAUGGGAGUUCUUGAAGCUGCCCCAAGUGUGGUGUUUUGAAUGAUAGCUCCUUCCCCAUCCGUGGAUAACCACACACCUUAGAGGAUCCUUUGCUAGGCGCUAAUUCCACUCAGGCCUCGUGGUUUAUCUUGUGUGAAAGGUUCCCAGACAACACAGUCAUGGCUUGGUGGUUCCGAGCACCUGGUUUUGCAGUAAUCUGCCCUCCCUCCAUUUCAGCAGUGCAGGAGUUAACGUUUUUCUACCGCAGAUGACACUUCCCUACAGUAUAAGUCACUCCACAAUCUGGGAGUGGAGCAGGAGCUCUUUAAUGGAUUAAACCAACGGGUUAACGUCUUAAUAACCUUCCAUGCUUGUGUAUAUCAAAUGUGCUGCUUUUCCUAGAGAAAAAAGCUAUUGUUCCUCUGUCAAGACUAAGCUAAUUUAUUUGAGCAGAAGGCUGUUGAAUUAGCAGAAGAACGCUUUGGCAAUUGUUGAACUUUUUACCUGUCUGCCCAGUGGCUCAGCACAUCAUUCCUUUAAGAGGAGCUAAAUGAAUAGGGUUAAUCUGUAGGGAACUUGGUCUUUUGAGUUGGAAAAACUUUGAUCUUUUCUCCUCUCCAAAUGUGCUGUAUAGUCUGAAGUUUCUUUCCCUGCUGCCCGGCUCCUCUUAGUGCAGACCAAUUGGCCACCGCGGAGCCUUAAAGUUCUUCUAUUAAAGGGAUGUGGGACUUUUACUUUAAAAAGGAGAGCGAGGGAGAGGAAGACUUGUAACAGUUAGUGAAGCCCAGAGGCCCAAGUGCGCUCAGCCUUUUAAACAGCUUUUCCCCGCAUUGUUAGCCAGCCUGCUGGCAGCUAGGCAUGGGUUGAAGCAUUAUAGAAAAGGGUUCUGAAUGCCCUACAGGUGGUCUGUGCACAUAAUCCCCCAAUUUAAAGCGUUUUCCUUUGCUGGACAAUUGCAUUACAAAACUCCCUUCUUUUUCGCUCCUAAUUGAACCAAUGAACUAUUAUAAACUACAAGUUUUUCUUGGAAAAAAAAAAAACCUCAGUGCCUAAAUUCUAUUGACUAAAUUCCUGCAAGUUUUCUGAACUGGACCUUUUAAAGUACCGGAAGUUAAAGCUUCUUCAGCAGACAUUUCUCUUUUCUUCAGAUAUUUUUAUUCCUCCUGCUUGUUAUUUUCUGACAGAUUAGCAAUAAUUUAAAAGUAAUUGGUAAGGUUGUGUGUUCAUACUGAAAAGAUAGCCCCAGGUCCCUUAUUAACCUGUCAAUCAAAAUAAGAAAUGGGCAGCUACCUUGCUAAUGAUGGGAGCAUCAAACAUUGUGGGAUGGGAGAGAAUUUGUGUUCUGCAUCCUACUAAGAUGUUUGUUCUCUUUAUUUUUCCUAAUAGGAAUAUUUAGUGGUUUGAUUUUUUUAAUGAAUAGGAUGGAAACUACUUCCUUGACUGAUCUUACUCAAGUAAGAGGCUUUUAAGAAGAAUUUCUUGGUGGAAACAUUUUGCAAAUCCUUCCCAGAGUCAUUCUUGGUGUUAAUUGGAUUUUUAAAAUUAGAUGUGCAAGAAGAACACCUACUUGAGCUAUCAUGCCGAUUUUAAUAUUUCAAGUCAGAGGCAUUGUAAAUUCUCCCAGAAGUUUUAUUCAUUAAAGAAUUACUGUUUUGUAACUUUGGUACCCAGUCUUUGCAUCUAAACCACCUCGUGAUUCACAGACUUGGUAGUGUAGUGUGCAUUAGCUAGCUGUUAACUUUCUACUGAAAUUAUCAAGUCAAAAUUUGAGGGCAUUUUCUAUAGUUUUGACCACCGUAUUGAAUGGAAAAUAACUAAUAAUUCCAUGCUUAUUGAAUUCCUUAUGCACCAAUAUUCUCUUUAGUGGCAUAAUAUUCCAGACAACUCUGUAAACAGCAACAACAAAAUAGAAACCUGCGUCUGUAAUCUUUAGAGACUGAUCUUUAGUGGUUGAUAUUAAAGCACAAGUGCUGGUUUAUUAACCUUUCAAGCUUGAGUCCAAAAAGUUGUCAGUGUCCAAGUGUUAUCUGCUAAUGAAAUUAGAAGCCCAGCAUUGAUUCUAGGGGUGAGAGAAGAGGGUCUCUGUUAGUCACUUACAGUGGACAAAAAACUGGGUCCCUUGCUAGAACGCUCUUUUGUGCCAUGCAGGUGUGUCCUUAUCCUUCCUUACUCUAUGAAACAAGUGUUAGUUUCUGAAAAUCUUGUCAAAUAUGGGGGUUGGGGGGAGUGGAUGUGAUUACUGUGUGGCAAGAAGAUCAUUGUAAAUAAAGUCUAAUAUGGUUUAAAUGAUUAGUAAAGCCAAAGCUCAUUAAAAUUACUGAAGAAGUAAUGUGAAACACUUUCUUUUUGCUUUAUAAUAAAUGCAAUUUGAAAGUACUGUAACACCAAAAAGGGGAAAGUUGGUAAGAAAGUUAAAG
This is a messenger RNA of Sorex fumeus (smoky shrew), 6328 nucleotides long. It is a transcript of the gene FZD8, whose product is annotated as frizzled class receptor 8. Gene Ontology annotation, molecular function: Wnt-protein binding; Wnt receptor activity. The transcript has a single exon. Bases 876 to 2975 code for a protein of 699 amino acids. The record is from RefSeq and is a predicted model, not a curated record. NCBI's taxonomy places the organism in Eukaryota, Metazoa, Chordata, Mammalia, Eulipotyphla, Soricidae. Gene Ontology annotation, biological process: canonical Wnt signaling pathway; non-canonical Wnt signaling pathway. Gene Ontology annotation, cellular component: plasma membrane.